UCAUGUUAGGGCCACACCAGUUAUUCACUGGGAACAAGUCGCUGACAAUGUUUGGGCGAGUGAUCUUCCUUCUGUAUUUGCCAGCAAUAUGUUUUUCACUUGCUCUGUUUCCCAAUGCUGGCCACAAGACACAGCGUCGUCAGAAUCCUGAUGAGAACAUGGUGAACGUGUCCUCCAGUGUCCUCCAAGCAGAAGAGGAUCCUUGCAUGGAGCGACUCGGUCCCUGCAUGCAUAACCUCCGCCAUUAUCUUGCCUUGCAGGGUCCACAACAGAUCGUAGUGGAUGGAAGGCUCGCUGUUCCGUGCGGGUCAAACCUGGACGAGAACUGGAACUGUAUCAACGCUGCCAGUCAGUGUAGAAACCACGACUUCUUCUUGCCCAUAAUAACCUCUCAGAGGACGUGGGAUUUCAUUUGCCAGAACAGCCCAGCAUUUUUAGCUGGGAGGGACUGCUUGGGCAGCUCGCAGCUUCCCUCAGCGGUCUUUGGAUGUGACCCAUCGAUUAACGUAUGCAUACCUACCUGCGUCCAAGCAAGUGUGUUGAAGAUACCCGAAUGCUCUUCAGACGACGCCAACCUCUUGCGGCGCCUGUCAGCUAUCAUGACAGCGCCAAUGCAAGAAACAUGCUAGAUUCAGUUCACGCAUCUCCCUGUGCAAGGAAAUGGCCAUGGAAUCGCCAGCGUUCACAAGGGACUUAACAUGAAAUCAUCAGAGUAACUGCACUCACAAGAGAGAGAUCAUCUACACUGGAACUCUGUAGAAUAAAGGCAUUUGACUGUU
Molecule: messenger RNA, 779 nt
Organism: Haliotis rubra (blacklip abalone)
Lineage: Eukaryota; Metazoa; Mollusca; Gastropoda; Lepetellida; Haliotidae
Exons: 5
Coding region: 3-629 (208 amino acids)
Source: RefSeq, a predicted model, not a curated record